CCAAACAUGACAAACGCUACGGGAAACGAAACGGACCUUACCCACAAUUACUUUUACGACGACAGCAUUUACGAGAAAGGAGACCUACUCUACUACAUCGUCUACCCUAUCCUCGUUCCUGUUGGAGUCAUCGGCAAUUUUAUGUCCUUUGUAAUCUUCAUACAACUUUCACAGUCAUCUUCCUUCUUCCUUUACUUAUCUAUACUGUCACUGUCUGAUUUGGCGUUUAUCAUCGUCGGGGCGAUGAUGGGAUGGAUAGAAGUCCUCAGAAACAAUCUAUUCUAUGAAGAUAUAUCAUCGUUCUUGUGCUCGGCGAAAUAUGCCCUAGUUUUUGUUUUCUCCCAGUUCUCAUCGUGGAUCAUCGUUGCUGUCACUGUUGACCGUUUCAUUGCUGUUUGCUUUCCUUUCAAAGUGACGGAGUAUUGCACAAGACGGCGUACUGCGAUGACAUCACUGUUUCUGUUCCUGAUUAUUUGUGGCAUCAAUUUUCCAAAUAUUUGUUUCAAGUGGGAAAAUGACGAAUGUGUUUAUCCAGAAAUAACAUUUGAAUACUGUCUCCAAUAUAGCAUCAUGAUAGACUUGAUGGUUUAUUUUGUUGCUCCUGUUUCCCUGAUUUGUGUCCUAAACAUCAUCACACUUCGGAUGCUAUACGGUGCAUUGAAGAGGAGACGCAGGCUUGUGAACCGGGACCCGAAGAACGACAGCGAUGGCCCUAAUAUCACAGAUGAAGAUUCUACCAAACAAACGAUCGCCAUGCUGUUAGUUGUAUCUGGAGUCUACGUCAUCACCUCCCUGCCAAUGGCUUAUGGCAGUAUGAUAGUUUUGAUGGAAGGUGCCCAGCAUAGCACAGAUGCAGAUACAUAUCUUGUGAACGUUAUAUUGGAAUUGUCCAAUACCAUCAACCACUCCACCAACUUCAUCCUUUACGGCAUAUCUGGUAGUACGUUCAGACAAAAGCUAUUCCAAAUGUUGCGUACUUGUUUAAGGAGACAAAAAGACGGAAAGGAGUCAAGUUCGUCCAUAAUUCAUUCUACGAAUACGGCCAGCACGUCAGAAGAUGACAGAAACAGAUCUCAAAGUAUCGCAACUAUUGAACUAAAUGAUGUUCAAUUACAGACAUUCUAAUUACAUUUAUUUCCAUCGAAAUAUUCAUCAUCGAUACUCUAGUGUUUACGCUUACUUUCAGUAUAUGCACUCUUAUGUCAUAUCAUGAAAGCUCAGCCAACGUCUCGAUAAGGCAAUCGAGGGUUCAAUACCGUUUAAUUUCCUGGCUUUAAUCGUUGCUGUGGCUCCUCUGUAAACGUCGAAAGAAAUGC
Pecten maximus is the source of this 1316-nucleotide messenger RNA. RefSeq names its product probable G-protein coupled receptor 139. The transcript has a single exon. Gene Ontology annotation, biological process: G protein-coupled receptor signaling pathway. Gene Ontology annotation, molecular function: G protein-coupled receptor activity. The coding region runs from base 7 to 1125 and encodes 372 amino acids. The record is from RefSeq and is a predicted model, not a curated record. Gene Ontology annotation, cellular component: plasma membrane. Lineage: Eukaryota; Metazoa; Mollusca; Bivalvia; Pectinida; Pectinidae.